AUGGGCAAUGUCAAUGCCGUCAGCUAUCAGGAUGACAGAGUUGACAACGACACUCAGUUUUACACGGGGUACAAAGAUUUUCCAACAUAUCGAUGUGUUGCUAAAGGAAACGGCAGCGUAAAUAUUUUGCUGAUGGGCGAUUCAGUUGCGCGCAGAGCCUAUUCACUUCUACACAACAUACUCCAGGGACGUUAUCUCAAAUUUCGACUUUUCUCCAGGCCACAAUGUCCUUUGCUAUGGUAUUCGAAAUCAAUGUCUAGUGUGAUAAGGAAAGUAGUCCAGCAUGAAAAACCAGACAUCCUUUUGUACAUGCACCGUUCAUACAGUUCUUUCAACGCUCCAAUUAAGGAUUUGCAGAGAGACUCUACUUACAAACAUUUCCAAAGCAAUAUCGACUUUAUGAGGUAA
Cylicocyclus nassatus is the source of this 408-nucleotide messenger RNA. NCBI's taxonomy places the organism in Eukaryota, Metazoa, Nematoda, Chromadorea, Rhabditida, Strongylidae. The record is from the annotation of a GenBank genome assembly.